AGUCCUUACAAGUUAAAUUAAAAACACUUUCUUUUUAGGGUUUAGCCAUAAAGAAGUAAAUUUAACAUUACAUGUGUGUUUGUUUAAGUUUCACCCAUACAGUUUUAUGAUGGACCCAAAAGUUGGGCUGAAGCCUUCAGUCACUGCCUCAACACCAACUCCUCCCUGGUGCAGAACAUGAACCAGACACUUCUGGAUGAGGUGAAGAGUUUUCUGGGAAAUAACACAGACUGGCAGGAUGGGGUCUGGGUCGGCCUGGAACGGUCCAUCUUUGGCACAGACCUGGACUGGAUGUGGGUUUCAGACUCCAAAGCUGAAAACCUGAACUGGAACAGCAGCUUUCCUGUUGAUCGCUUCAACAACCACUGUGGGAAAAUGAUCCUGGAUAAAGAGUCAAAACAAAUCCAGUUUCUGGACGCCAACUGUCAUGAUGAACUACCUUUCGUCUGUCAAGCAGGUCCAGUUUAAACAGAAUCUGUGAAAACUGCACCGACUGAUCACCUUACUGUUUAUCUGGACAAUCAUUUCUUACUACUGGUGUUUGAGAUCACAUUACUUUCUAAUAACCAUUUCUGAUUCAUGUAUUUAUUUAUUACCAUUGUGUUCUUUCUUUUUAUUCUAAUAUACAAACAUUGUAUUAAAGUGGCAUAUUUUUAUGCAUUUAUACAGUUUAAACUAAAUAUCUCACAUUUUUAUUUCAUUUUAGUUUAAUUUAAAAUC
Austrofundulus limnaeus is the source of this 720-nucleotide messenger RNA. RefSeq names its product pancreatic beta cell growth factor. The transcript has 2 exons. The record is from RefSeq and is a predicted model, not a curated record. The coding region runs from base 178 to 468 and encodes 96 amino acids. NCBI's taxonomy places the organism in Eukaryota, Metazoa, Chordata, Actinopteri, Cyprinodontiformes, Rivulidae.